This is a messenger RNA of Lytechinus variegatus (green sea urchin), 2438 nucleotides long. Its product is annotated as monocarboxylate transporter 12-like. NCBI's taxonomy places the organism in Eukaryota, Metazoa, Echinodermata, Echinoidea, Temnopleuroida, Toxopneustidae. Gene Ontology annotation, biological process: transmembrane transport. Gene Ontology annotation, molecular function: monocarboxylic acid transmembrane transporter activity. The transcript is spliced from 4 exons. The record is from RefSeq and is a predicted model, not a curated record. Bases 15 to 1442 code for a protein of 475 amino acids.
GCAACCCGGAAAAAAUGGCGGAAACUCUGCAUGAAGAUUCUUCCGAUCCCUGGAAAUAUUUCAUCCUUAUGAGUAAGUCCCUGUUACUAUUCAUCGACGGCGGGAUUACCAAGUCAUUUGGGGUCCUCAUCCCCGACGUCGUUGUCCGGUACGACAGCGACUACAAGACUGCAGCCUUUGUUUUGAGUCUUCCCAGCACGAUUAUGUAUUUCGCUGUUCCCAUCACGAUGUUACUGGUGAAAUUGACAACACCCCGGACAAUGGGGAUGGUCGGUGGACUAUUAUGUGCCCUUCCAAUAAUAUGCGCCCCUUGGGCUCCAUCUAUCCAUAUUCUUGGUAUAAUGCUCUCUGUUACAGGUUUCGGCAUGGCUCUGACGUUGUAUCCAUUACUGCUGUAUCUCAACGUCUACUUUUCCAAGUCCUUCAUCUUUUCAAACGCGCUGACCUUCUUCGGGUGGACGUGUGGUGCUUUCCUAAUUCCUAUCAUCGUUGAGAGGUCUCUAGAAGCCUACGGAUACACUGGUAGCUUUCUCAUCCUCGGUGGUAUCGCUUCCCAUUCCAUGGUUUGUGGUGCUGUCGUCAGACCACCUCGAGACAGGAGAAGACACGACUGCGAAAAAUCCACAGACGAUGGGGAAAAAGAUCCACUGUUGCUUGAUACUCCAACGUCUGAGCCAGUCGACAAACAUGGAGAUCAACACCAUCACCAACCAGGAAACGUUGAGAGUGAGACAUCAAAAGUUUUGUCAGCGCAGCUGUCGGGGCAAAACUCGCAAUCAUAUAAUGAAAUGAAGUCAUCAGAUGGCAAAAGUUCUUGGUGUUCAUGUGCUUCAUUCACGAACAAACUGAAAUCAGUCGUGUUCUUACAAGAGCCCCUCUACACCCUUGUUGCUCCCGCUACAAUCCUGCAAUAUUUCGCGAUGGCAGGCUGGAUGCUGUUUCUUGUACCCCAUGCGGUAGGAGCCGGAAUCGACAGAUCGAAUGCUGUCUUUCUGUCAACUAUUGCAGGUAUUAGCGGGAUAUUCGGUCGCAUCCUGUACCUGGUGCUUUUGCACUUCGACUAUGACAACACAGUUAUUUUCUGUAUCGCUUGCAUGAUAAGUGCUUGCACGUUCUUCAUCGAUUUUGUCAGUUCAAGCUACAUUUUCCUAGCAGCAAUGGCUGGCGUUCAAGGUGUUACCUUGUUCAUAUUAGACUCCCUUCCACAUGCGAUGAUGAAGCUUUCAAUUCGGAACGAAGAAAAUUUUCCCGGAGCACUUGCAGCAACUCCUUUCCUAGGCGGAGCAGGUAUUGCAACGGGAGACUACGUAUCUGGUUAUAUCUACGACGUCACAUCAUCGUUCACAACUUUGUUUACGCUUUACGGGAUGCUUCAUGUCAUCAUUACAAUCAAUCUGGUCAUAUUCAAGUUGAUUAGUCAACAACGCAGGACUAGUGAAUAAAAAGAACAGUAAAAAUCUGCAGCGGUGGUGGGGUGGAUCAAUCUACAGAUAAGUUUGUUAAUGGGCUGGUCAGAUAUUCUUACAUUUUUCAAUUUUUUUUAUAAUAGAUAAUAAAUACGUACAUAUCGUUCAGAAGGCUGUUAGUGCUAGUGCACUAAAUGCCAUUAUUUUCAGUUGCUCCAUUUUCCAACUGUAUGCCACUAGUGUACAAGUAUAUACGAUAUUUUUCAAAAAUUGAAAUAUCAUCACGUGUUUUAAGAAAAUUGUACAAAAAGAAAUGAUAUGUUCGUCACUUUCUCCCUCUCCCAUUCUAGGCUUGUCAGGCCUGCUUGUACAUAGGUCUCAGAAUUUGUUACUGUUUUGUCACUUUCGUUACAAAAAUAUACGUCAUGCACUAUAACGUCAUGCUUCGUUUCCACAUGAUACGUGUAGGCCUUGCCUUAUCAGAUCUUUACGAUUGUGACAAAAUUUAUAAUUUCUUUUCAACACACAUUCACUGCCCUUCGUAUGUCAGUAUCAGUCACUCUUUGGACAGGUCACAUUCGCUACACAAUAAAUGUCACUAUCAUUUGCCUUUCUUAACAUGACCAGUAUUUAUUGUCAUGGUUGUGAAAGAACUUGGGAUUUCCUUUCAUCACACAUCCAAACACGCAGAUAGUGCACAUAUCCGUGACAUCUUUUUCUUUUAUCAUAUGAUCUCUAUUCCAUCAAAUUUCGACACUCGAAUUAUAGAAUAGUGCAUUAUUUCGAUGCAUAACAUAAACAAAAACACAACAUAGAUAUCGUUUGACUAUAAUUAGAACGUGGUAAUGAAUUAUAUCUCCAAAAGAAUAACACUCUUCUAGUAUACCUUCUUUUGAAUUAUACGAAUUUGUUACUUAGAAAAAUAUAAGACCAAACAGAUUGAUAAGAGUUGAAAAUCGAUAUUAUUUUCUAACUGAAGCAUGUGUAAUGAUUUGAUAUAUUAUUGAAUAUUUGAAAAUUGAAAUAAAUUAA